AUGUCUUCCUACAGACAGGUCUGCAACUUCAGCAGCUGCUCACCCUGCGAGGUGACCUGUCCCCAGCCCUACGCCAACGCCUGGAACCAGCCCUGUGUCACCUCCUGCGGGGACUCCCACGCCGUGGUCUACCCACCCCCCGUGGCCAUCACCUUCCCAGGUCCCAUCCUCAGCACCUGCCCUCAGGAGAGCUUUGUGGGCACCUCAGCCCCCCUGGAGAUCGGCAGCUCCUCUGCCUAUGGGAGCUCUGCCCAGAGCUGCUUUGGCUCCAGCAGCUCCCUGGGUGGCAGGUUCUCCUACCCCUGCUAUUCCCGCAGAUACACCACCUACCGUGGUGGGAGCUGUGGGCCCUGCUAA
Molecule: messenger RNA, 357 nt
Organism: Apus apus (common swift)
Lineage: Eukaryota; Metazoa; Chordata; Aves; Apodiformes; Apodidae
Product: feather keratin Cos1-1/Cos1-3/Cos2-1-like
Exons: 1
Coding region: 1-357 (118 amino acids)
Cellular component (GO): intermediate filament
Molecular function (GO): structural constituent of cytoskeleton
Source: RefSeq, a predicted model, not a curated record